Adineta steineri is the source of this 792-nucleotide messenger RNA. Lineage: Eukaryota; Metazoa; Rotifera; Eurotatoria; Adinetida; Adinetidae. The record is from the annotation of a GenBank genome assembly.
UAUGCCUACACAUCAGCGACGAGAGAGUAAUCAAUUACAUGCAGCUAUUGGUGUUAAAUCACAUGGAACCAUUACUUUUGCUGAUAAUAAAUCAAAUCGAGCAGAAUUUAUUCGUAUUCCACCUGAUGCUUCUGUUGCACGUGUUAAAGAAUUUCUCAAUCGACAAUGGUGUAGUGAAAGACCAUCACUUGUGAUUUCAGUUACAGGUGGUGCAAAAGAUUAUCAUAUGAAACCAAAAUUAUUGAGAGCAUUUCGACGUGGACUUUCAAAAGUAACUCGAACAACAGGUGCUUGGAUUAUAACUGGUGGUAUGAAUACUGGAAUUAUGAAACUUGUUGGUGAAAUUGUUCAAAUAAAUCCUGAUCGUUCUCGUCCAAUUCAUUUAAUUGGUAUUGCUACAUGGGGUUGUGUAUCUGGUUUUGAACAAUUAGAUGUUCAUGGAGCAAAUGUACAUUAUGCUAAAUCACGUAGUGAACAAAAAGGCGAAGCACCACUUGAACCUAAUCAUACAGAAUUUAUAUUUGUUGAUGAUGGUAGUGAAAGAAAAUAUGGACGUGAGAUUCAAUUUCGUGCUCGACUUGAACAAGCUAUAUCAGGUGGUUUUUUUGCAACACGACCUGCAACCAGUUCUAAUAGUACAUAUCCAACUUUAACAAAAACACAAUCUUUACGUCCAGAACAAUUAGACCCAGUUCCUGUUGUUCUUCUAGUUGUUGAAGGUGGUCCAAAUACUGUUCGCACAGUCCAUGAAGCUGUUGUUCAAAAUAAUAUACCAGCUGUAUUUUUUGAAGG